Molecule: messenger RNA, 1974 nt
Organism: Candidula unifasciata
Lineage: Eukaryota; Metazoa; Mollusca; Gastropoda; Stylommatophora; Geomitridae
Source: the annotation of a GenBank genome assembly
CGUCUAUUCUCAAGACACCGGCGUGACCUGAACCGCAUUGUUUACAUUGACAACCAUGUCCUGUCCAGUGACGAACAAGUCCGAGCUACCGUGUACCCAGACAACACUGUUGUCUCGUCGAAGUAUACUUUACUGACAUUUCUACCAAAGAACCUUUUUGAGCAGUUCAGGAGGAUUGCAAACUUCUAUUUCUUAUCUGUUGCUUGCAUUCAAUUUAUCAUUGACACACCAGUGACACCUUUAACAAGCACUCUACCUCUGAUCUUUGUCAUAUCAGUGACGGCAGUCAAGCAGGGCUAUGAAGACUGGUUGCGCCACCAAGCAGACAAUGAUGUAAACACAAGGAGAGCUGUGAUAAUUAGAAAUGGCAAGCAAGUAAUCGCCCGCGCAAUGGAUAUAAAAGUAGGAGAUAUUGUGAAAGUGCAAAGAAAUGAGGAAUUCCCAUGUGAUCUAGUCAUGCUUUCAUCUGAAGACGCUCUUGGGCAGUGUUUUGUUACCACUGCCAACCUGGAUGGAGAAACAAAUUUAAAGACAUUUACGUGCCUGCAUGAGACCCGCCAUUGCAGCACACCUGAGGAGCUAGGAAAAUUGAGAGCCCGCAUCACAUGCAAGCCACACGUUGCAGACCUGUACACAUUCCAGGGGGUCAUGGAAGUAGAGGGGGAGCCUAACUCAAAAUCUCUGGGUCCUGAGAAUCUACUCCUGCGAGGGGCACGCUUGAAAAACACAGAAUUUAUAUUUGGUUGUGCUGUUUUCACAGGGAAAGACACAAAAAUGGCUUUAAAUUCAAAAUCAAAGCAAACCAAGUUUUCAAGAGUUGAAAGAAAGAUGAACACUUUCCUGGUUGUAUUCCUUGUUGUCUUGUUGCUGGAGGCUGUGCUGUGCACUGCGUUGAAGUUUCUGUUCGAAACCAAGCAUGGAGUUCCAUGGUAUGUGCCCAGGGAAACCUCAAAGGCAAAGGUUGUUAAAGUCAUAGAAAAUACCUUGGCCUUCAUGAUUUUGUUCAAUUAUAUUAUUCCGAUUUCCCUCUAUGUUACAAUUGAAAUGCAGAAAUUCCUGGGAUCACUGUUCUUCAGUUCAGAUAUAGGGAUGUAUGAUCCAACAAUUGAUGAGUGUGCUCAGGCCAACACUUCUGAUCUUAAUGAAGAACUUGGCCAGGUUGAAUAUUUAUUCACAGACAAGACUGGCACUCUGACUGAGAAUACAAUGAUGUUUAGACGAUGCUGUAUUGGCAGUCGCCAGUUUGAGGUGGUAGAUGAAACAUUUUGUGAAAGGCUGGACAAUGGCACCAUUAAAGUCACAUCAGAUGUGCAGUUUACAGAGGAAAUGUACAACUUUUUUAAGGUGCUGGUUCUGUGCCAUACUGUAAGAGUUGACCGUCACCUGGGUCAGUAUGGGGAUGAGACUGUUUGGUAUAACUCAACGGAAGAAGAGUAUGAAUAUCAAGCAAGUUCCCCAGAUGAGAAGGCACUUGUAGAAGCUUGUUGCAAAUAUGGAAUCAUUUACCAUGGUACAAGUGACGGCAUCCUUCGGGUCUCAUUUCACCAGGAGAUGAAAAUAUUUAAGCUAUUGCAUACAUUACCCUUUGACCCUAUGAGGAAAAGAAUGAGCAUUAUUAUUCAGGAUGAAAAUGAACAGUAUUAUCUGCUGUGUAAGGGAGCUGAAGUUGCAAUACUAGACAGGGUUGUGAAUGGUGACAUUGACAGAGUUCAGACCCUUAUCAAUGAAUAUGCUGUGUUAGGACUGCGAACCCUUGCCAUAGCAGAGCGUAAACUCUCAUUAGAGGAGUUCCAAGAAUAUCAUGAGAAGUUGAGAAAAGCCAAAACGUCACUGCACAGAAGGGAUGAAAUGUUGGCUGAAGUUUACAAUGAGAUAGAGCAACAACUGACACUUCUUGGAGCCACAGCUGUUGAGGACAAGUUACAGGACCAGGUGCCUCAGACAAUCGAGGCUUUGAGGAUGGCAGGGAUUAAA